Messenger RNA from Malassezia vespertilionis, 792 nucleotides. RefSeq names its product Proteolipid protein 2 (gene PLP2). Bases 1 to 792 code for a protein of 263 amino acids. Gene Ontology annotation, biological process: protein folding. The record is from RefSeq and is a predicted model, not a curated record. The transcript has 4 exons. NCBI's taxonomy places the organism in Eukaryota, Fungi, Basidiomycota, Malasseziomycetes, Malasseziales, Malasseziaceae. Gene Ontology annotation, cellular component: cytoplasm.
AUGCCCCAAGUGGACGUAAAUCCUAACGAGGAUACGGAAUUUCACGACGCACUGCGUGCGCGUGGGAUUAUCCCCCCAAAAGCACCAAGCCGGUCGCCAUCGCCAGAGCUUCCUACUGAAGAGGAGCGCAAAGAUGCGGCUUGGCGGCAGGCGAAUAUAGAUGAUUUGGAUCUCGCGCUUGAGGAUGCUGAUGGCGAGGAGGAGCGGAUCUUGCAAAGGCUGCGCCUUGAGCGGCUAGGGGAACUCUCUGCCACACAAGCGCGCGCGCAAUUUGGGCGCAUGUACCCCAUUUCGCGCCCGGAUUAUACGCGCGAAGUCACGGAUGCGAGCCGUGUGAAUAUGCCAGGAAGUAUUUCAAACGGGAAGGAUGCGGGCACGGGUGUGGUAUGCUUCCUGUACAAGCCAGGCAUGGAUAUGUGCCGCCUUUUGGAAGGCUACCUCGAGACACUCGCGGCCAAACAUCCCGAGACCAAGUUUGUAAGCAUCGUUGGCGACCAGUGCAUUCCAAACUACCCGGACAAGAACUUGCCGACGAUGCUGAUCUACCGGAACGGCGAGCUGCGUCGCCAGGUGAUCGGGCUUCGCCCCGAGAUUGGCUUGGAUGGGAUGAAGACGACGCUGGCGGAUGUCGAGUUACUGCUCACUGCAGUGGGUGUCAUGGAUCCGCCGCAGAGUACACAGCCGAAAGCAGCAGUGGAUGACGACGAGGAUGACGACAGAAAUAGAUACUCCAGUAUCCGUUCGCGUCAAAAGAGACUGGAAGAGGAAGAUGCGGAGCUGGACUGGGACUAG